ACACACGCGUUUAGAGCAACACAAGCAACACUCCUUUGCCUUUACGCGAAAUACGUGUAUAUUAAAUGGAGUGAGGUCAAUAAAGUCGUGUAGGGCGUGUGGGCUCACGUGUCCCUUCUUGAUUCAAGACGACCAUGUCGAAUGCAAAAAUGAUGGAGAAAGAUGAGAUAUAGAUAUCAUGGAGAAGGGCAAAGGUAGAGAAGACAGAAAUGGCGUAGUUUCAUCUGCAUCGCCAAAUCAUCAAACCCAGGAAGUCGAGGGUAAGGAACAGGUCCUAACGCUCCAAGAAGACCGGGAAGAGAUCAAUCAAGGUAUCGAGCAAAAGCUGUCUAUGCUACAUGAAAGAGAACGAGGAAUGUUAUCAGAACUAUAUCAAACAGAGAUCGAAAAGCAAGUUUUAUUAAAUGCUCGAACUCUGAUCGAUGAGCGACUUAGGAAAGUACAGCAUCGACAAUAUCUCUCUCGGGCUGCAAAGGUGGGCAAGAAAGCAAAUAGUGAAGAAGAUCUGACAAAAGAAUAGUUCCAUUCGUCAAAGGUAGUCACAAUGCAUAUUCUAUUUUCAAUAGUCAUAAUGAUUUAAAGGCAGAGAAGAAGAAAUAAAUACAGUAAAAUUAAGUGUUUGGGUACGAUCCUCUUAGAGCAUUUGAGCGGCUAAAUCGCCAUCACCAAAUCCGAACUUACUUGCUUCUUCGGAUGCAUAAGCCCAAAUACCCUUGUGGGGGUGACCUUUUGGCUUGAUGAAGCGA
Molecule: messenger RNA, 746 nt
Organism: Meira miltonrushii
Lineage: Eukaryota; Fungi; Basidiomycota; Exobasidiomycetes; Exobasidiales; Brachybasidiaceae
Exons: 1
Coding region: 179-520 (113 amino acids)
Source: RefSeq, a predicted model, not a curated record